AUGGCUUCAAUGUUACAUUAUUUCGGCUUCAACAACCCUGCCCCAAAAGAAGAAGCCAAAGCCUCUCCUGUACGCGCUUUGCCGGCCUCAUGGUACACCUCACCGGAGAUGUACGAGUUGGAGCGCCGGGCGAUCUUUUCAAAGCGAUGGCUCUUCAUCACCCACAGCAUGCGGGUGAAGAACACCGGUGACUGGCUUCGUUAUGAGAUUGCGGGAUUUGACUUCAUUAUCACUCGCGACCGACAGGGCAAUGUCAACGCCUUCCACAACGUGUGCCGACACCGUGCGUACCCAGUGGUCGAGAAAGAGGGCUCUGGAAACUCCAAGAUUCUGGCUUGUCGGUACCAUGGCUGGUCAUAUGGACUGAAUGGCAAACUCGCCAAAGCAACGGGAUACCAAGAGUUGAGCAACUUCGACAAGGAGCAGAACAGUCUAUUCAGGAUCCAUGUCAAGGUCGACGUCAAUGGAUUUAUCUGGGUGAAUCUCGAUGCAAAUGAAGUCCCAGAAGUUCCCUGGGAAGAACAUUUCCGGGACGUCGACAAGCAAGACCGAUACAAAGCGUACAAUUUCGAUAACUACGAUCUGGAUCAUUCCUAUGCUCUGGAGGGCGACUACAACUGGAAGAUCCUAGCGGAUAAUUUCAACGAAUGCUACCACUGUCCUACCACCCACGCUGACAUUCCUGAGUUCCUCAACCUUGAAUCUUUUGACAGCGACCUCAAAGACGGACACAUCCAACACCAUUGCGAGUCUACGCCCGAACAAAUUGAGAAAGGCCUUUACACUGCCAGUACCUAUUACUUCCCCAUGUCUGCCAUGGUUGUCUCACCCCAUUUUAUCAUGAUCCAGAAAUUCCUUCCUUCAGGCCCCAAGAGCUCCAAAAUGGCCUACGAGAUUUACCGAAACCGCAACUCCUCCGAUGCCGACUUCAAGCUCAUCAGUGAGAUGUACGCACGCGUUAUGGGCGAGGACAAAGUCCUCUGCAACAACGCACAGAAGAACCUCGAUCGAAAUGUCUUUACCAAUGGCGAACUACAUCCCAAGUACGAGAAGGCGCCGCUCUUCUUCCAGAGCACUGUUCGCGACGUCAUCACGGAGCAUUUUGAGCGUGAAAAAUCCGCGGGCCAUCAGAUCUGGCCGGCAAAGCCUAAGGCGGCAUGUAAUUCAGACGUCAGCGAGAAGGAUGAGCAGAUUUGUGCGUCUUUGGCCUGUGGAGCUCAGAAAGAGGUAUUGGCUUGGUGA
This is a messenger RNA of Penicillium paradoxum, 1242 nucleotides long. RefSeq names its product aromatic ring-hydroxylating oxygenase subunit alpha. Bases 1 to 1242 code for a protein of 413 amino acids. Lineage: Eukaryota; Fungi; Ascomycota; Eurotiomycetes; Eurotiales; Aspergillaceae. The transcript is spliced from 2 exons. The record is from RefSeq and is a predicted model, not a curated record. Gene Ontology annotation, molecular function: 2 iron, 2 sulfur cluster binding; iron ion binding.